CUCAUGCCUGGCUGAUGCACCCAGGGCCCAGUGCUGCUGGGUCAGCUGCUGGGUCAGCUGACAAAUCUCAGCGUUUGAGCUGUGCCUUGUGAAACAGAAAGAGCUGUUUGUGUCGUUGGCAAGUGGUAAAGCAAAUAAAGCAACUUAAGUGGCAGCAUACAUUGAGUGAGCUCGCAGUUUCUUCUGGACUCAAAUCUGCAAAAGCAAACAUCAUAGUCAGGAAAUUAUGAAGAUGCAGUCUUUCUCAACUCGGUGCAACUGCUGUACUAUUCAGCCUUUUAUCACAAGGCGAGUUGUUUAAGUAGGUGUUUUAUAUUUAACAAAAUGAGGCCCUUCUCCCAGCGUCUGCGAGUAUGUCAAAUGCAGCUGUAUUGAAGUGUGCAGGAAGAACUAAGGCAUGGGGAAAUGAGACUUUGAUCCUGCAAAUCUUUAAUGACAUGAUUUGUUCUGCGAGCGCAAGUCCCAAGUUGUAUUGAAAGGGUCAUAAUAAUGUGUGUGAAGUCUUACAGAUGGGAGCUAAACAGCUUACCAGGAUUCUACCAGGAGUGCUUACCAGGAGGCCUGUAGCAAAGCUGGGGGUAGAAUCCCCUUCCCCACCCGGAAACGGUUUUCCCCUUUGUUCUUUGGUGAUCGCAUCUAAUUUAGAUAUUUUUACAGGAGCUGCUUCCAUAAAGUUUUCAGGGCAUUUGUCAAAGAAUUAAAGAGAAGACCUGACUUGGUCCUCUGGCAGACUACAAGGCUGGCACUACGGAGGGGCAACCGAUUUUAGCACUGAGAACACUGCGCUUAAGCAACGCUAACACAGUUAAAGAGCAGAGUUAAUGUCACGUUUCCAGAAGGCAGAACAAACAAGUUGUUACUGUUAAGCCUGAGGAGAAGAUCUAAAUUCAAAGUCCAAAUCAAAACUUGCCAGCUGCUAAGAGGAGACAAAGAUUUAUUGUUGCAUAGUCUAAAUUGGAGAUUUAUCACGGGGCUUUGAGAGGCUAAAGAACAUAGAUCUGUGUAACGCCUCAGAAGGAGGGACAGUUAAGGUAAACAGUCACAGAUGCAAGGGUGUUUUGCCUGCACACACACGCACACGCGUACAAAUAUGUAUAUAUGAAUGUACACAUGGGAGUAUAUGAGAAGUACUUCAGGAUUGGUUAAGGUGAGUAUGUUUUUGAACACGUUAACCCCCAAGUUCUAUGUUGCCCUGACGGGCACUUCCUCAUUAAUCUCGGGACUUAUUUUGAUCUUCGAGUGGUGGUACUUCCGCAAGUACGGGACGUCCUUCAUCGAGCAGGUCUCGGUGAGCCACUUGCGCCCUCUGCUGGGUGGGGUGGACAACAGCGCGCCCAGCGCGGCCAACGCCGCCAACGGCGAGGCGGACUCCAGCAGGCAGAGCGUGUCAGAAUGCAAAGUCUGGCGAAAUCCCUUAAAUCUGUUCAGAGGAGCUGAAUAUAAUCGGUAUACAUGGGUAACAGGAAGAGAACCUUUGACUUACUACGAUAUGAAUCUUUCAGCACAGGACCAUCAGACAUUCUUUACAUGUGACACGGAUCAUUUACGACCUGCUGAUGCUAUAAUGCAAAAAGCCUGGAGAGAGAGAAACCCCCAAGCCCGAAUUUCUGCAGCACAUGAAGCUUUGGAAUUGAAUGAAUGUGCCACUGCCUAUAUUCUUUUGGCUGAAGAGGAAGCAACAACUAUUGUGGAAGCAGAGAAGCUGUUCAAGCAAGCUCUGAAGGCUGGAGAGGGCUGUUACAGGCGCAGUCAGCAAUUGCAGCAUCACGGUGCCCAGUACGAAGCCCAACACAGAAGGGACACUAAUGUGUUAGUUUAUAUUAAGAGAAGGCUGGCAAUGUGUGCAAGAAAGCUGGGAAGGACCAGAGAAGCAGUGAAAAUGAUGAGAGAUUUGAUGAAGGAAUUUCCUCUUCUCAGCAUGUUCAAUAUCCAUGAAAACCUGCUAGAAGCUUUGUUAGAACUGCAAGCAUAUGCGGAUGUCCAGGCAGUCUUAGCGAAGUAUGAUGAUAUAAGCUUACCAAAAUCAGCAACAAUAUGUUACACAGCUGCAUUGCUCAAAGCCAGAGCUGUCUCUGACAAAUUUUCUCCAGAGGCUGCCUCAAGGCGAGGGCUGAGUACUGCAGAGAUGAAUGCAGUAGAAGCUAUUCACAGAGCAGUAGAAUUUAAUCCACAUGUGCCAAAAUACCUCCUAGAAAUGAAAAGCUUAAUUCUGCCCCCCGAACAUAUUCUGAAGAGAGGGGACAGUGAAGCAAUAGCAUAUGCUUUCUUUCAUCUUCAACACUGGAAAAGGGUAGAGGGAGCAUUGAAUCUCUUACACUGUACAUGGGAAGGCACUUUCAGAAUGAUCCCCUAUCCACUGGAAAAAGGACAUCUUUUCUACCCUUACCCUAUUUGUACAGAAACUGCAGAUAGAGAACUACUACCGUCAUUUCAUGAAGUUUCAGUUUACCCCAAGAAAGAGCUUCCCUUCUUCAUCCUCUUCACUGCUGGCCUAUGUUCUUUCACAGCCAUGCUGGCUCUCCUGACACAUCAGUUCCCAGAGCUUAUGGGGGUCUUCGCAAAAGCAUUUCUCAGCACCCUCUUUGCCCCUUUGAAUUUUGUGAUGGAGAAAGUAGAAAGCAUCCUGCCCUCCAGCCUGUGGCACCAGCUGACGAGGAUCUGAGGGAGCACCCGCUGACUGACUGCCACGACAUCUGCUGUGCCAACAUUUGGUUGACCACAAGAAAGCAUGAUAAAAAAGGGAAGCAGUUCUAAGACUGAAAAAAUCUUCAUGGAUUGUCUGUUCUCAUAUAAAAACUGUUUCGUUGUACAAAAUUCAUUGAUGUUAGGUUCUAUUAUAUUUUGCCUUCAGAAAAGACAAAAAUAAACUUUUGUGUAUUGCA
Messenger RNA from Lagopus leucura (white-tailed ptarmigan), 2882 nucleotides. It is a transcript of the gene ST7, whose product is annotated as suppression of tumorigenicity 7. The transcript is spliced from 18 exons. The record is from RefSeq and is a predicted model, not a curated record. NCBI's taxonomy places the organism in Eukaryota, Metazoa, Chordata, Aves, Galliformes, Phasianidae. Bases 1103 to 2662 code for a protein of 519 amino acids.